This is a messenger RNA of Ambispora gerdemannii, 693 nucleotides long. NCBI's taxonomy places the organism in Eukaryota, Fungi, Glomeromycota, Glomeromycetes, Archaeosporales, Ambisporaceae. The record is from the annotation of a GenBank genome assembly.
AUGAAAGCGAAAUUGAAAGGCGCACAGACCGGUCAUAGUCUAUUGAAGCGUAAAAGUGAGGCGCUCACAAAACGAUUCCGAGUUAUAGUGCAAAAAAUUGACGAGGCAAAGAAAAAAAUGGGAAAAAUCAUGCAAACUGCGUCUUUUUCCCUUGCUGAGGUUAAUUACAUCACUGGUGAUAUCAGUUAUCAAGUUCAGGAAAAUGCGAAAAAUGCACAAUUACGCGUGCGUACAAAACAGGAAAACGUGUCUGGUGUCAUGCUGCCAGCGUUUGAGAAUUAUAUGGAGGGCGGAAAUGCCUUUGAGUUAACUGGUCUUGGUCGUGGAGGUCAACAGGUUCAAAAAUGCAAAGAAACUUACAUCAAAGCUGUUGAAACCUUAGUAGAAUUAGCUUCAUUACAGACAGCUUUCGUAAUUUUGGACGAAGUGAUCAAAGUGACGAAUCGGCGUGUGAAUGCAAUUGAACAUGUGAUUAUACCAAAAAUAGAAAACACAAUAAAGUAUAUCAUUUCAGAAUUGGAUGAACAGGAUCGUGAAGAGUUCUUUAGAUUAAAAAAGGUGCAGGCAAAUAAGAAAAAAACCCAAGCUGCCUCGGAUAAGGAAAAAGCUGAUCUAGAUGUCUCAGAUCAGGAUGGCAUUGGCAAAACCGUCGAUAUCCUAAGAGUCGCGGAUGAUGAGGAUAUUAUCUUUUAG